Brassica oleracea var. oleracea is the source of this 1609-nucleotide messenger RNA. RefSeq names its product MATH domain and coiled-coil domain-containing protein At2g42480-like. NCBI's taxonomy places the organism in Eukaryota, Viridiplantae, Streptophyta, Magnoliopsida, Brassicales, Brassicaceae. The transcript has 5 exons. The record is from RefSeq and is a predicted model, not a curated record. The coding region runs from base 39 to 1451 and encodes 470 amino acids. Gene Ontology annotation, molecular function: protein binding.
CUCCAAGUUAGAAAAACUAGGAAAAAGUUUGGUUAGAUAUGUGGAACCAAAGGCCGAGUUUUAGGUUUGAGAUAGAUAACUUCUCGGAGAAGAAAGCUCUCAUAUCGUCGAAGACAUUCGUGAGCGGCGGAUGCGAAUGGUAUUUCCAAAUUAAUCCCAAGGGACAUCGUAUUUCUGAUGGUCACUUGCCUUUGUACCUUUACGUUGCAAAUUCUACAACGUUGCGAACUGGAUGGAAAAGGAAUGCUAACUAUUACUUUGUUUUGUUGAAUCAAUCCGACAAAGAACUCCACAGAUCACCAAUUUCACUAUCAAGCAACUUGUUUUGCGCUAAGACCCCAGCAUGGGGUUUCGCGAAGACCAUACCUGUAAGCAAAUUUCAAGAGAAAGGGGUUUUGGAGAAGGACAGACUCAUCAUUGAAGUCCACAUUAAAGUUAUUGAAGCUUUUGAUGGAGAAGGUGGAGAUGUAUCCAACAACAAGAAGAAGACUAUUGACAUCAACGGUUUUCAAGUUUUUGCUUCUCAGGUUACUAAAGUGGGAAAGAUAUUCACAGAGCAUCAAGACAUUGCUUUAGAUUUCAAACCAACGAAACAAGAGGUGAAGACAGCAUACAUGAAUGUCCUCCUCAGGGUCAUUAAAACACUCAAUAAGCCUCCAAAGAGCCUUUCAGAGACUAGACUUAACAAGGCUAGCAGCGAGUUGAGUGAGCUGAUGGACGUAGGUUUCAAGCUGGACUGGCUGAAGUCAAAGCUUGAGGAGGUUUCUUUGGAGAGGAAGAAACCAGAUGUUGAUGGGUCUCAGGUCCAACAACUCGAGGAACGUGUCAAGCAUCUUCAGCUGAAGCUUGAUGAGGUUUCUUUGGGGAAGAAGUUAUCAGAUGAUGAUAAUGAGUCUCGUUCCCAAGAAGUAGAGGAACGUGUCAAGCAUAUUGAGCUGAAGCUUGAUGAGGUUUCCUUUGUUUCCUUGGGGAGGAAGUUAUCAGAUGAUGAUAAUGAGUCUCGUGCCCAACAAGUAGAGGAGCGUGUCAAGGAUCUUGAGCUGAAGCUUGAUGAGGUUUCCUUGGGGAGGAAGAAAGCAGAUGAUACUAAUGAGUUUCGUGCCAAACAAGUAGAGAAACGUGUCAAAAAUCUUGAGUUGAUGGAAUUGGAACUUAAUAUGUGUUGGAAGCCGAAGCUUGAUGAGUUAGAGGGUAAGAAAACUGAUGAUGCUAUUAUCUUUGAACAAAUCGAGGAUCGUGUCAUGGGUAUAGAGUUCAAGCUGGACAGCUUGAAUACAAAGCUUGAAGAGAUCUCCAAAGAGAAGAAGAAAGCUGAUGAUGCUGAUGGUUCUCUGGUCCAACAACUCGAGGAAAGCGUCAAGAACAUUGAGUUGAUGGUCUCUCACCUCAAAGUUGAACUUGACAAGAAAAAGAACAUAUCUUCUGAUGAUGGGUUCUUGUUGGUCGACUAGGUUUCUUGACGUAGAGAUCAUAUUAUUAGUUUAUUAGGUCUUCUUUAGAAGACACUACUAUGUUGGUCGACUCGGUUCCAACAACUUGAGGAAAGCGUCAAUAACAUUGAGCUGAUGGUGUUGUGUCUCAAAGUUGAACUAAACAAGAAGAAGGGCAA